GCCAAACUGAGGAAAGUUCGCAAGAGGCGGGAGAUGCUGCUGCAACAGCUGGGCUUCGUCUGCGGGAUCCUCUUUUUCGUUUGGUGCAUGGCUAAGCUAGGACAAGAGUCAGCUGUUGUCAACCAAAGUGUUCUGUCAGAAUUAUGGAGGAAUAGAAAACUGAUGGCAUCACAUAAUGAAUCACACAAAAAGAACUGCACAGAGCCAGCGAUUCAUGAAUUUCCUCAGGAUUUUUUCAAAAACAAAGAAAGGCAGCAAGGAGCAAUAUUGCUUCAUAUUCUUGGUGCUCUGUAUAUGUUCUAUGCCCUGGCUCUUGUAUGUGAUGAUUUCUUUGUUCCAUCUUUAGAAAAAAUUUGUGAGAAACUACACCUGAGUGAAGAUGUUGCAGGAGCCACAUUCAUGGCGGCUGGAAGUUCAACCCCCGAGUUAUUUGCAUCAGUCAUAGGUGUGUUUAUUACUCAUGGUGAUGUAGGAGUUGGAACCAUUGUUGGUUCAGCCGUUUUCAAUAUCCUCUGCAUUAUUGGUGUCUGUGGAAUCUUUGCUGGGCAGGUAGUCCGUCUAACUUGGUGGUCUGUGUGCAGGGAUUCUGCCUACUACACUCUGUCUGUAAUAGUCCUUAUUGUGUUUAUAUAUGAUGAGAAAAUUGUAUGGUGGGAAAGCCUUAUACUCAUCAUUAUGUAUUUCUUCUAUAUACUUAUCAUGAAAUUCAACAUGAAGAUGCAGAAAUUCUUUACUAUCAAAAGUAUGAAUGUUGGUAAUGGCAACACUGUGAACAGUGAACUGGAAGAUGGUAAUAAACACUAUGACAUUAGUCAUGAUGAUCCAUCCAUCCCAUUGCUACGGAAAGUGAAAGGAACACAAGAGCCUGGACGCAAUUCUGUGGUGAUGGUCGAUGAGAUUAUUUGUUCCAGUCCUCCGAAAUAUCGUUUCCCUGAAGCUGGCUUGCGAAUAAUGAUUACCAAUAAAUUUGGACCAAGAACCAGACUACGGAUGGCAAGCAGGUUAAUUAUUAAUGAGCGUCAGCGUCUAAUUCAUUCUUCCAAUGGCCAGUUGAUUCAGAAUGGAAGACAUGAGAAUAUUGAAAAUGGGGCCAUCCAUGCUGAAAACCAAGAGGAAGCAGGACACAUUGCCCAGUCUCCAUUUUCACCACCAGAAGGAAAAAUGGAAAAAGUCAAAUGGAUCCUGACCUGGCCACUGAUACUUCUCCUCUUUUUCACCAUCCCAAACUGCAGCAAGCCACGCUGGGAAAACUUUUUCAUGGUGACAUUUCUCUUUUCCACAUUAUGGAUUGCUUUGUUUUCCUACUUUAUGGUGUGGAUGGUAACAGUGAUUGGUUAUACUCUAGGGAUUCCUGAUGUUAUCAUGGGCAUUACUUUCCUAGCUGCAGGGACUAGUGUACCAGACUGCAUGGCCAGUUUAAUAGUAGCAAGACAAGGAUUAGGUGACAUGGCAGUGUCCAAUACAAUUGGAAGCAACGUGUUUGACAUUCUUGUGGGGCUUGGACUUCCAUGGGGUUUACAGACUAUGGCAGUUCAUUAUGGCUCAUACGUUAAGAUAAACAGCAAAGGACUAGUUUAUUCUGUUGUGCUUCUCCUGGGGUCUGUAGCUCUUACCGUUGGCGGGAUCCACAUAAAUAAAUGGAAACUUGACAGGAAAUUGGGCAUCUAUGUGCUCACCCUCUAUGCCAUUUUCUUGUGUUUUCGAUUACUGAUAGAGUUUAAUGUCUUCACUUUUGUCAACUUCCCAAUGUGCCGAGAAGAUGACUGA
Messenger RNA from Thamnophis elegans (Western terrestrial garter snake), 1767 nucleotides. It is a transcript of the gene SLC24A4, whose product is annotated as solute carrier family 24 member 4. The record is from RefSeq and is a predicted model, not a curated record. Gene Ontology annotation, cellular component: membrane. Gene Ontology annotation, molecular function: calcium channel activity; calcium, potassium:sodium antiporter activity. NCBI's taxonomy places the organism in Eukaryota, Metazoa, Chordata, Lepidosauria, Squamata, Natricidae. Gene Ontology annotation, biological process: calcium ion transmembrane transport; sensory perception of smell; intracellular calcium ion homeostasis.